UGUUGACAGAACAAGUUUGAAGUACUAAAUUUUUGCUCAACUUCUCUGGCCUCAUUUCUUUCCUUCUACGAGCGAAUGCCAUGGAUCAAGAAAGAAAGCAACUCAAGGGAGAGGAUAGCUUUUCAAAGUUCGUCCGAUUCAUAUUUUGCGCGGCAGUGGUCGUCUUCGUUUUUUCGUGCUUGGCUUUCUUAGUUUUGGAGCACGUUCAAAUGAAACAGAGAUUAGCUUCGAUCGAAGAGAAGAUGGUCACGGAUGAGACAAUGAAGAAGUUCUGUGCCACAAGUCGAAUGCAGAGUGACACAGAUGAAAGGGCUCAUGUUAAAACUUUGCUUAUAAGAAAAAGGAGAUCGUUGGCCUUGAGUCUAGAGAGUCUCGAGAAAAGAUUGAAAAUUCUAGAAUUCAGGUGAGAUCACUUUGUAUGUCAAAGUUGUCGUUGUCAUGAGAUGACGGAAACCACAAAAUGUUGUAAAGGUAACUAGUGAUGGCGACACUGAUUGAUUGGAAUAAGUAAGUUUUAAACUGGCCUUGUUGUGUUCAGGAGACGUUUAUCUUCUGAUAAAACGAAAGAAUGUAACAGAUCACCUGCGUUGUUUCAAGAUUCUAUCCAAAGAUAACAAAUUCGGGCAUUUUCUGAUUAAGCCAAUAACCAGAUUACGGUCCGUAAACGGUACAUCACAUUUGGAAUUUAAAGAUGGUUUGCAAUUUUUGCAGGGCAAUCAAGGAAAACAAGUCUUCUCCCAGGGACUUGUUUCGGACACCGGAAGUACUGCGAGGUAAUCUGCGAUGCGACGGUAAAGAAACAACACCCAAAGUUAAACAACUUUCCUUACCAUGUAACGUGUAGAAACAUAUUACUUAUAAUAAAAGGUCAAUCCCUGGUGGUAAGAAAGUUAAGACUUUAAAAAUAAGCCUGUGUCUAAACACGGAGUUAUUGAUAUCACUGGUUAACAAGUACAAGCUAUUAUUUCUUUUAUGAAAAUAAAUGUCUAAUUACAAUGAUGUUCAUUUAUCACAGGACGAGAUGGUCGGGACGGCAGGGAUGGUUCCGCGGGCCCUCCUGGACCACCAGGGACACCAGGGCAACCAGGGACACCAGGAGUACCAGGUUGGAGAAAUACAAAACCACAAUUUUUUUUCUUACAGGACUUAAAAUUAUUAUAAUCAUUUUCCGACAUAAGUUGUGGUCAAGUCUUUACCCACAUGUUAUGUCACAUGUUAUGUUGUUUUCAGGCUGCGACAUUUUAUUUUUUUUUUAUUUUUUUUAUUAGAUUUGCAAUUAAAUUUUCCAAUAACAUAACGGGCAGGCAACCACAACAGCGAUAGCAAUUUCCCAGGAGUUUCUUCUUACUAAUCUUAAUUUGAAAUUGCAUCCUUGUUUUCAGGCUGGACAUAAACUUUUUAUAUUUUUUCCCUCAGGUUUUUAGUUUGUAAUGCAUCCUCACGGCUAAACUAUUUUAUCCCUCAGGUUUUAGUGGUAAUAAAGGCGGAACACAAGGCCCACCGGGACCAAAAGGUACUGUAAAUAUUUUUUAAAUCUUAAUAAAUCAGAUCACGAUAAUUUCAGUGUAAAGAGCUAUAUUUCCAUUUUAUUCUGAUACUGAGAAGAUUUUCUAAUAAUGUGCAGGAGAUCCUGGACCUCAAGGACAAAAGGGAAAAGAAGGCCAGGGGCUGUCUGGAGUCAGUAACGUGCGCUGGGGUCGGACAAGGUGUGAUGGAGAUGCUCAAGUUGUUUACACAGGUGUGUACCACGCCUUCCUUUCAUAAUUCUUGGGAAUACAAUUCACGCGCAAAGGGACCUCUAAAAGACGCUUUUAAAACAAACUUACAAAGGGAAUAAAAGAGGAAAUGUUCAAGUCUAAGGGAAGAGGAAAUGAAUGGAAUACACUGGUCUUGACGUGUCACAUUUAGUGUUAGAGAGUCGAUGAUUUAUUAAUUAAGGAUUUUAGACAAAUGUGUUGUUAAAAUAAUUUGAGUUAGUGUUGUGCUAUGCAAUAUAUCACAUAUUAAUUAGCAUAAUUUAGUUGUCUUGCAUAGAUCCUCUAUUCAAAUAACAGACACAGAAAUAGAUAGUUGUAGAUAACUUCCAAGGUAAAAAAAUUAGCGUUCACCUUUCAAGAUGAAAAACGGAAAAGUUCUCCGUUAUUCGGGACUUUUGUCGUGGUUAAAAAUAACUUUUUGAAGUCUCGGCCAGUUUCAUUGGUCCUCUCUCGUGUCGAGUUAUUAAAACUAAGCAAGAAGAGUACAACGUGUUCAGUCAACAACCAUGUUUAAUCCUCACCCUAUUACUACUGCCCCAAUAUGCGCGUGACACAAACCGAAAGUACAAAGUUCAAUAACGCAACACUCUAGGGGCAAUAUGGUAGUACUUCGUCUGUUAUUAUAGUAUACCAGAGGCAACGGGGAGAAUCUAUCCACCUCGAAAAGGACAAAAGACUAAAAUGAUGCUAAAAACAAGCUAUUUUUCGAUUUCCUAGGGGACACGCAGGGGUCUGAGUUAAUUUUUCAGUAAUCGUGUUACGGAAGUAAUAAAUUUUAUCACACUUUUGAGCUGUAGUAAUUCACUCAACGCGACGACUGUUUACCAACAAAACUACAUAUAAUAGCAUGAUGUGAAUGUCAAGUGAUGAAUCAGAAUAAAUAGUGGUUCCAUCCCAUCAGAAAGAGAUGCAGUUGCCUUAUUAUUUAGACAUUUCAAAUUCUGAACUUCAAACAAAAUUUUUAUGUCAUGUAAAGCGUAGGGAUUCUUGGCACUUAUGAAAAUGAAAUCCUCCUUGGGGAAAUUGAUUCUGUCUCCGUGUGUUUUUUAAAUCCGUGACUCUACUCAAGUCAGGUAAAUUCAAUGGAAUUCUUAAGGUAAGCAAAACUGGUUGUUACUACUCGAUCCAGGAGCCAGACAUUAAGUAAAAUUAUUUGCGCACCAGCUGAGGAAUAGGGAAAAAGAAGGAAGAAAUAGGAAAAGGAAGAAGGAAAGAAAGCCCAGUAAAAGAAAUACUACCGUAUGUUUGCAUUGAAUUUCCAGUACGUGAUUUGUUAAGCUUUAAGGCAAUAAGUGCAAGGCAAUGCUGUUUCCCAUUAAGUUUUAAAAACAGAGCUGGUCGUGUCUAACAACUAUAAAUUUCUGAAAUCCGUGUAUGUGUAUAUGCGAUGAUGAAAUUCCUACCAUACUGAGAGAGGAGCCAGAAAUUUUUUAACUUAAUGAGAUAUCCAAAGCGUAACCCAGACGAAACAUGGCUAUUAUGACUCAGUGGAAGAGGAAAUCGGAUUUCUUAAGUUUUAAAGCUUUCCGGAACUUUCUUGAUCAUCUCAAAAUACCUACAAAAGAAUGGUUAUUGAGAAUCUGAUCGUAAAUCGGAAAAAAAGGCUCGCUUUGGUUAUCAGACUACUGUUUCAAUUCUCUUCACCUGUCUGUUGAUAAAUUAAAUAAUUUAUGUUCUGAUUUUAAAAAACAAAAUCAGAUAUUAAUUACUGUAAUCAGACAUCUGGGAAACAUAUAAUAUGUUUUCCAAAUGUCUGAUUACAGUUUAUCUUGGCGAGUAAUUGGACGUAACACCAUCUCUCUAGCAGCAGUGCACUUAAAUCAACCCAUAUAUGUAGUGUGCGAAGACCGCUUAAGAUAAAUUGCAUCUGCAAAGGAAGCGUGAGCUGUUUCGAUCAAACUGCGGGGCUUUCACUAAGAAAAUGAAGUAAUCUAGAAAAAUAAAAGAAGCGAAAUGCAAUAGGCCACUCUGACAGAGACUAUGCGCCCUAUGCUUGUCGUGCUUGGCUUUCAUGGUUUUGGAGCACGUUCAAAUAGAGGGGAAUGUAGCUGCAAUCGGAGAGAAGAUGAUCACUGAAGAGAUGAUAAAGACGUUCUAUGGGAAAGCUCAAAUACGGUGUGAUGUAAAAUGAUAAAUGUUCAUGCUUUACUUAUAACAAAAAGGAAAGCAUUGGGUUAGAGUCUUAAAGUCUUGAGAAAUGAUUAAAAUCUCUCCGGAAAGAUCUCCAUUUUUUUCAAGGUCAUGAUGAAAAUUUGACCAUUCCCCCCAGAGGUGGAUAUUCCAAGUGAUAGCGUGACGAUCUAUUUCAGUCGGAAAUGUGAAGUCUAACAAAUCAUUUCUCUGCUGUUUUGAACACAAAACACAAAUUUUACCUUAGGGAUUUUUUAAUGGACUAUUUCAUUCAAAAGCAAAGGUCGAACUGAUUUUGUAGCAUAUUAAUAAUGGUAAUACGAUUGAGUGAAGUCCAAUUCGGUCUGUAAUCAUACGAGUGAUUGACAAAAUCAGACGACCGCGAAGAGGUAGUCCGAAGUUUUUAAUCACGAAGUCACGAAGACACGAAGACACGAAGACACGAAGACACGAAGUCCUGUUACCCUAGUAAUCAUAACCAUUACAACUUUCGAAAAAAGAAUGACAUCUACAACCAAUAUCUCCAUAAUGUCUUAAGUUAAAAAUUCCUCCAUUUACGAAAUCCCCCAGUUUUUCUUGGGACAAGCGGUUGUUGCUUUGGUUAUUGUGGUCAAUUCUGUGAUUGCUGGAUUUAGCUAAGUAGACUAAGUACGAUUGGGUGCUUCAACUGUUCGAUUACAGGUGCCCGAUUACAGCCAACUAUUCAAUUACACUGUUCGACUACAACUCCACAAAAUAGCUUGUGAAAAGUAAAGCAGUUAGUGCACCAAUCACAUUUGAAGAAAUUGUAAUGGUUGUGAUUAACUACGGCAUUGAGUAUGACGUCGAAUUGCGUGGUUUUCGCGGUUGAUUCCGGUCUGCAGCAUUCAAGCCCCAGAAGGAGCUGGACACUUUAUUUAUGUAAUGAAGCAAAAGAUACAAAACUUUGUGGCGAAUAACCACACUAGAAUUGAAUGUUGUUUAUGAUAUUCUUCAGAUAAAAAAUGAAUACCUUUGAAGUUCUAGGUACUACAAAAUUAUGGGGCCAGUUCAGACGGUGAGUUCUGAAUCUUGCACUAAACUUUCGACUUUCGUGUUUUCUACUGUCAUAUAUGCAUUACUGAUUGACACUUUCCUGAGGCCUUCAAUUCCUACUUCGUGGACGGUAAACAACUUGAGUCAUAAGCUAAUCAUACUAAGAGAACCAGAAUUCUUUGCCAGUGCUCACUUCGUACACACAGCGCAUGUCAGCUCUCUUCCAGAGACGUAUGGAAGGCAUGGUAACGAGCCACAACCUCCUUGAACAAGAUACAGCAGUGCACCAUCUUUAUCAGAUUGGGAGCCUGGGACAUACUCAGCCUCCCAAUCAACGCAGAUAAAGUCUCGCGUGCUCUGGUGGCCGUAAUGAGCUGUCAUCAAAUACCCAUGAUACUCUUUAGCCCAACCGGAUGGACAGUCAUUCCUUGCGGGCAUCAUCAAUUGCGAACCACGUGAUCUGACGAAGCACACGGCACACGGUGCGUCGUGGUUAUGCAGGUUAUUUGUAAACGGAUAAAGGGAACUCACUUCAUACUCAGUUCCAUAGAUGGCGCCCGUUGUCUCCCAGCUGUUGGUAUAUUUGUCGUACUUUGGGUCAUUAGGAAGGCACAAGUAAUUUCCACCGCCUCCCCGGUGAUGAUAAGCACCGCUUCCAAUGAUCCCUAAACUCAAAUGAAAGUUUUAGUGUUGGUAGCCUAACCUUCUAAUCCUGAUUUGUUCCAGACAUUCACAGCAACUUUUCUCUCGAUACUUGCAGCCUUCCGUUAAGCAGCAAUAAUCAUGAUGCCUUUCCAGGCAUCAUCAUCUUUCACCUGAAUUAUUACCUUCAAUAACUUGAAACAUAAGGAAUGUAUUGAAAAGGCUAAAACUGAUGAAUUGAAAUCUUAGGUGUGAAAGCCCGGUACCUGCUUGCUCCUGUCCUCUGACUCAGUAGUUUUUUUUCAUAUUCUGAACAUUUUUCGGUUUUUCUUGAUAUCAUUCAGCAGAUAUCCUUGCUUGUGUGGAAUAUUUUGGCGAGCGUAUUGAGCCAAAUAAGAAUGAUUGCAUCUAGCUUGGUCCACUAAUGGAGCUCGAAGACUCGUUUUGUUAGCACUUUAGAUCAAUCGAGUGGAACCCUACUAAAUAUGGCCUUUGUUUGGGUAGGGGAAUAUUAUAAAAAACUGAAAUGAUUUAUCUUGCAGGUGUAGCUUUUUUUCGCAAAUUGAUAGAAACAACAGGAAUAAUAAAUGGAAAACGGCAUGUAUCAUAAUCUUGUACUUUUGAAAGCUUCAAUUUCUCUCUGUAGAGGGCACUCACCUGCACUCACCUGACAAGCACUCACCUGACAAGCUGCAUAAAUUAGUCAUGGCGUGCAGACAUAUUUUUGCAGUCGUGCUUCUAUUGACUAUUUUCAGCGUUUUACUUGGCCAAUUUACUUCAAUUACACCUGAAUUCGAUCGCUCUACAGUUACACUCUUCAUUGGGAAGGAAAUAUCUGCUCCACCUACGUUCAACUGUAAGUCAAAGCCUUCGAAAUGCACACCUUGCGAAUUGAAUUUGAAGCUUCACGCGUUGUUGCGGUUCAUCAAGCUUGGCCAAUUUUGUCUGUGCAUUCUUCUAUCUGGCGAUAUUGCCGUCAAUCCAGGGCCUAAUAAUCUUCAACCACCUGCAGGCUUCAGAGGUUUAUCAGUCUGCCACUGGAACAUCCAACGACUGACUGACACCAAAUUGGAAGAACUAUCGCUAAUGCUCACCUCGAAUAACAACAGUGCUGCUAAACUCGACGUCUUAAUUCUCACUGAGACGUUCGGAUCAAGUAAAAUUCAAACAGCUAUUACAUGAUACCCGGCUACACAUUACACAGAAAAGAUCGAAUCGGGAAGAAAGGUGGCGGCAUAUUUGCGUAUGUAAAUGAGAAAGUUAUGGCUUUACGUCGAAGAGAUUUGGAACUGGAUGAUCUUGAAACUCUCUGGCUUCAAAUUUGUCCUCAUAAAUCAAAGAGACCGAUUUUGAUAUCUGGUGUUUACCGUCCACCUUCAGCCAACAAAGAUUAUAAUGAGAGCUUGGGUAAAAAUAUUGAAAAUGCCCAUCUCCAAAACAAUGAAUUGAUUAUUCUGGGAGACUUUAAUUUGGAUUAUAUUGAUUUCAACUGUUAUUCAAAACAUUGUCUCGCAAAGGCACUGAACAGUCUUGGACUAACGCAGAUGGUAAAUGGGGUAACAAGACCUGCCUCUGAUGCGUGCUUAGACCAUAUUUAUUCUAGUCAUCCUGCUAGAAUUAGAGAAGUAUCCAUAGGUAAAUCUGGACUUUCCGAUCACCUUCCGGUCACCAUCUUGAGGUGCUACAAAACCAUGGAUGCACAACGUAAACAACAUUCCAAAAUCAAAUACAGAAAUAUCGACAAAAUCAACAAAGAGUGCUUUCUGCGAGACCUCAGAGAAGCCCCUUGGGAUAUCUCCUUUGUUUUUCGAGAUGCCGAUGACAUUGUUGAAUCUUGGUACAAAAUCUUUAAUGACAUUCUUGAUAAUCACGCACCUUUAAAGUCCAAGAGUGUGAAGAAAAUCAAUCAGCCAAAAUGGUUCACUAAUGAUCUAUACAACGAAAUAAAUAAACGCGAUAAUCUUCUAAAGAGGGCCAGGAGAACACAAAAUAAGCAAGAUUGGUCUGCUUUUAAACUGGUUAAAAACAAAGUGACGAGGAAACUAAGAAAUGCGAAGGAACAGUACUUUAAAACUCAGUUCAGUAAAAAUCAAAAAUGUCCAAAGAAACUUUGGUCUUUAAUUAAAGACCUAUCUAAAGAUACAAAGAAUAACGACGACUCCGUCCCUAUUGCUGACGAAAACAACAACUUGAUAAAGGAUGACCAUUCAAUCGCUGAACGCUUUAACCGCUUCUUCGUUGAUGUAUAUAAACGUCUCAUAAAAGUCGACACCUGUACUUCAUUAUGAUGCUCUUCCUGGUCCACCAGACAAAUCUAACAGUCUAAUUGAAAAUCUUAUUCCGCAAAUAACUCCUAGUGAGGUUAACGAUUAUCUUCUAAGUAUACCUACACACAAAGCCACGGGAAUCGAUGGGCUUGGUGCCAGAGUUCUAAGGAUUGCAGCUCCUGAAAUAUCAUGCUCCAUAGCUAAAAUUAUAAAUCACUGUAUUGAAACUUGUACAUUUCCCUCACAAUGGAAAAUAGCAAAGGUUAAACCUCUUUUCAAGAAUCAAGGAAACAAGCAAGAUAUUCAAAACUAUCGUCCUAUUAGCAUUUUGCCUAUUCUUUCUAAAGUCUUUGAAAGACACAUCUUCAAUGCUGUGAACACCUACUUAACAGAAAAUUCACUUUUAUACCGCUUCCAAUCAGGGUUCCGUAAAACCACUCCACGGAUACUGCUUUGUUGUUUCUUCUGGACCAAGUCCUUCUUGACCUUGAUAAGAACAACGUCAGCGGCUUAGUUUUUGUGGACUAUAGCAAGGCAUUCGACUUGAUCAAUCAUGACAUUCUCCUGAUAAAGUUAAGAUCAUAUAGAUUUCCAGAUAAUGUUGUAAAGCUAUUGCAGAGCUAUCUACUCAAUCGCAAACAGUGUGUUACUGUAAAUAACUCGACUUCGUCACAACUUACGCUAACUGGAGUUCCUCAAGGUAGCAUAUUAGGACCUCUACUGUUUUUAAUUUUCGUCAAUGAUCUUCCCGAAGCUGUUGGAUCGGACUCAACUAUUCAUGCUUACGCGGAUGACACCACAUUUAAAGCCAGCGCUAAUAUCGAUAAUGCACCUUUGGAAUUGGAACGACGUCUUCAAGAAUACAUGGAUAAAUUAAGUAAAUGGUCUAGCGAAAAUGGGAUGGUCCUAAACGCCGUUAAAACCAAUGCAUUACUUAUCACCGGAAAGAGGCUACAUUCAUCAUUAGCGGAAGGCAAUCACCUGUCAAUAACCCUUGAUGGGGCCGAAAUAGAACAAGUAACUUCUUAUAAAUUGCUUGGUGUAACACUCGAUCAAGAUCUUACAUUUAGCGACCACAUUUCUAGUCUAAAGGCCAAGCUUUCUCAGCGUAUUGGUUUAUUGAAGAAGAUAAAGAGGUACCUUCCAAUAAAAGAAAGACUCUUAUACUAUAACGCCUUGAUUAAACCCGUCCUUAUGUAUGGGAGCAUGGUUUGGAAUAUCUGCGACGCUAAAGAACUCCACUGUCUCCUAAGGUUACAGAAAAGGGCUGCCCGAGUAAUCCUUGGAGUUGACUCUUAUUCUAGAAGUGUUAUAAACUUUAGUAAACUAGGCUGGUUGCCUUUUUUGAUGAAAUCAAACUAAAUAAGUGUACAAUGAUUUUUAAGAGCCUUAAAGGCGAUGUUCCGAUUUACAUCAGAGACUUGCUCAAGACGAACAGUUCUGUACACAAUAGGUCUACUAGACAUGGCAAUUUAAAUUUAGUGUGUCCCAAAUACCUAAGAAAUAACGAUGGUGGCAAGGCAUUCAGUGUUGACGCAGUUAAGUUAUGGAACAGCCUUCCCCAUAAUAUCAAAAAUAAGCCUAGUAUAAAACUAUUCAAAACAGCUGUGAAAAAAGUAUUUUAUAAGCUCAUAUAGAAACCUGGACAACUUUGAAACAAUAUUAAGCAAUAGCACAUUAUCUAAUUUUAAUUUUUUAUAAAUUAAUUUUAUCUUUCUGAAUAUUUUUAAUAUAUCCUGCUAUUUCUAUCAUAGAAUUUUGUAAUUAUUUGUAUAUUUAUCUAUUUAUUAGUAUUAUUUUGUAAUGCUGUAUAAUCUAGUUAGAGGGCCACAGGUUUGUCAGCUUUUCAGCUGUUACGUGUCCCCCUCUAUAAAUAAAGUCCUUAUUAUUAUUAUUAUUAUUACCUGUGUACACAAUUUGACCAUCUCCCUCACACCUUGUCCGGCCCCAGCGCACGUAACUGACUCCAGACAGCCCCUGCCCCUCUUGUCCCUUUUGUCCUUUAGGUCCCGGAUAUCCUUGUUUGCCGACGUUUCCGCCUGAACCAGCCUCCCCUGCAAACAUUUGAAGACGACUCUUGCAAAAAAACAUGAAUGAUUUUAUCGAGCUAAAAGAUUCACUGCAAGCUUCCAUAUUCAAAGAUCUUAUUGACCAUAGCUCUUGAUCAAUAUGCACGCGAGAUUUCUACGAUUAUUGUACGAAAGGUUUUGGACUGAGCCCGAGCGGAUGAAGAUGGAGUAUUGAGCUGGCUCAGUUACAAUCACGUUGUUCAUUGAAAAGCAUUCACCAUCUAAGACAUACAUGGGUGCUUGCAGUGACGAGUUUUAGGGGUGCUAAAACGAAAAAAAAAAAAGGGGGGGGGGUCACCUUCAAGAGCCAAGCUUCCAAUCUUGAUAGUAAAUGCAAUGAAAAUAACCAUGGAUAUCAACAAGCCGCUUACAAUAAUAGCAAGCGGGAGCUUAGCGCAUUAGCGUAUCAGUGUCUUCAAUACCUUUCAGACCAGGAGGUCCCUGUGCUCCAAAAUCACCUUUUCGCCCAUCACGCCCUGCGAUAGUUAAAACCGUUCAGAAAAAAAAAAGAGUAGAUGGAGGAAAAAAAGUAAAAAACAAAAAUAAAAAAGACAGCUCUGAAAUGCUGUAAAUCAAUUCGAUUAGAAGUAAGAGUCUGGUAAACUAACAGUUAAAAUGUUAAGCUCAGGAUCGAGCUUUAAGGCGUCACAUAUUGGCACUUGGCUUGAAACGCUGGCUAACGAAAUAAGAUCAGUUGUGAUUAGUCGUUUAAAUCAGUCAGUCAGUAUUUGUUUAAAAGAAACUGAUGUGUCCCACAAAGGCACAAAGUUCGUCAUUUCUCACUGCAAGGAAAAAAAGGGUAGUUUUUUGCUAACCUGGUGUCCCUGGUUGUCCUGGCGUACCUGGUGAUCCGGGAGGUCCCGCGGGUCCAUCCCUACCAUCCCGUCCAUCUCGUCCUAUGCAAAGUAAAAUUACAAUUAACCUAUUAUUCUUUUGAGUAAAAGAGCACGGAAGUCAACCGUAUUGAUUGUUCCUGUGUAGAUAACUCAUACAUUUAAACAGCCUAAAUUAUUGUUUCUUGUUAAAAUUUAAUGAAGUCUGUAAAGUUUACCUCUCAGUACGGCUCCUGGUGUUUCAAAUACUUCGAUAGAAGAGGACUGGUUAUUUCUAAUUGCCCUAAAGAAAAAGAUGUAACAAUCUCACGCAAUAUUUUAUUCAAAAUGGACGAUGUUGGACGUAAUAAGUUUCUUUUUUCUAUUACAUAAAAUCAUCGUUUAUUUCAUCAUCUCUGAAAUCAAAAUUUUGAAAAACGCUAUGUGUUUACCAUGAAACGUCGUAUACUUGAAAAUUGCCUGAUUGUAAAUAUAUUGCUAAAGGCUCCGACAAAAAGAUUUUGAGAUUUCAUCAUGGUAUGUAAGUUUGUUUUUGCUUUCAUUUUAAGCUUUUACCAGUAAUAAAAGGGAUUGAAAUUCUUCCCCGAGCAAUAAUAAUAGCUUCCUUGUCAUUUUUAGAUGAUGGAUCUCCCUCUGGGACAUUCAAAAACCUGACCUUCUGUUUCUGAUAUGAUAAUCAGCCACCUAGCUGUAUUCUUACAGAUAAAGAAGUUGAUCCAAAACGUGCGGUUUAUUUACAAGAGAUCAAUGUGUCAGCGAUGCGGCAAAUUGUCGCAACAGUCCGUGAUUCUUUUCACGUUUGUGCAGAUUGAUUAUCAUGUGGGGUGUUGCGACGAUGAUAAUGGAGACCUCACCUGUAUUCCAGAACUUUCACUCAUUUCUCAAGACCUGUAAGACUCAGGGUUAACGCUCUCCUUCUUCUUGAAAGCGAAGCUUGAACUUCAGCCCUUCCAUCGAUUUCUGUCUGUUUUCGAUCUGUUACACAAACUUUCCGCAACAACUCGUCCGCGUUUAUCUUCUCCUCAAUUGCAGCCAAUCUCUGUUUUAUUUGAACGUAAUCUACAGCUACUAAAACUACACUCGACAAGAGAAAAAUCACUACUGCCACGUAGAAUACGAAACGGACAAUCUCAGAAAAACGACACCUUACAUAUGGAUCCUCUUUAUCGCGAUCCAUUGUUUCCAACUUAACUGACCAGAGUAGCUCAAGCUUACUUUCCUAAACAACAGCUGAAUCUGUCAGCGCAAGCUAUAGAUGGAUUAAGUGAUCCAACCGUUAGGAAAUAGAUAAUGUUACAUUAAUCUAUAUAGAUAAUGAAAUAAGCAGGCAUCAGGCAUCUGUUAGGACACCGAAACACAAACGACAGCUUGAAUUGGGAUCAACACUACAGCAAAACUUUUGAACUUCUGACGAAGUUCCCCAAAUCGAUCCUCACCAAGAAUUCAAGCAAAUUCAGCGAGAAUCGCCCUCCACCAUUUGAACAGAUCUGAUUUCUGAGCCAUUUUAAGGUGAGAUAUAUUGCUCUCGUUAAAAUGUUUGUGUAAUAAAUACCGAAAUGGUGGACUCUUGAUAUUCGUGGAUUCUUGAUAUUCGUUGCAUCUUAUUUCUUUAACCAUUGCCAACGUGUUUGGCCUCAUUCCUUCAAAAUUUAGGCCACUUGAAGACCAAUCGCUCCAUUUUUCAUCACUGAGAUGAAAAAGGGAUUUGUGUAUUUUCAUUUAUAUUGUCAAAGAUGGUGGGCUUUCGAAGAUUUUUGCCGGUUGUUUCCCACUCAUUUACUUUCUUAGCUUCUUGAAGUUUUCGUAAUUAGAGCGAGGGGUGGAACUUAUGUCUACAUCUCCUUGUAGCUUUUCCACCGCGUUAAACAAAGGAAAUAGCAUAGUCUUGUAAUAGUUUCACAUUAAAACAGGUCUUCAAAUAUCAUCGCGAAAAUUUCGUGCUUAUUGUCGUUAAUGAGAUAGUUUUCCUUUUGAUAGAGCUUGCUCUUAGAAAUAAAAGAAAUGAGGAAACAAAACGCAAAAUAUGCCUUUUUGGAGAUUUGCCGCAGCUUCUUCUAUGCAUUGGUCUUCGUUGGGCUGUUGUCAUGGUUGGCAUUCCUCUCCUUGGAUCACAUUCAAAUCAGGCAAAGAUUGUCUGUGAUUGAUCAUAGAAUGAACAGAUUUGAACGGAAGUUUGAGGAGAUCAUUCCAAAGAGACAGUCCAACAAAAGGAGUAAUGGCGCCAAAACUUUGCUUGACAGGGAUAAGAGAGACGUCUUAAGCCUUGAAAGUCUCGAGAAACGAUUUAAGGCUCCAGAAUUUAGGUGAGACUUUUACUUAUAUGAACCACUUGUAAGACCUGUUAUUGAUUAGCUUUGAAAAAAUACUGACUGGAAACUAUGACCAAGCAGGAAAUACGUGAUUAUAAUUGCGGAAAUUUGAGAUGAGUAAAAAGCCUUACAAAGCAGCAGGAUGAAGGGGCGUGGGGGGCUAUGCAUCUGAAAGUGGAUUAAAACUUUUGAUACCCCUACGGUUUUCUAUCGCUUUUGGUAAUUACCAUUGAAACAAAUGCAAGAAAAAGAUAAUUUGGACUCCAAACUAUGCUAAAACGUGUGAUAAGAAUAAGUCCCUAGAUGUAUCACAAGGUUACGAUCUUUUAACACGUCCUGAAAAUUUUUUUUAGGGCUGCCAUGAAAAACCAGUCCAUUAGUAGAGGCGACGGAAGAUCUCGAAAAUCGCAGGGUGGAGGUUGGUAUGCAGUCUCUAUCGCAACCGUGUUUUAGAUCCACCACCCAAGGUUGUCGCUGUGAUUAUCCCAAAUUAAGGCUACGAAAAAUAUCACAAUUUAAAUGCAAAAAGUUGAAAAACACACGGGGUCCUAAAUUCCUGGGAGGUUAAAGUUGACGAAAAUAAAUUUGGUGAUCUCUUUUUAUAGGAUGGGAUGAACGGGAUGGCAGAAGUAUUCCCGACGUUUUCCUAAGAUUUCCUGGAACACCAGGGAUGCCAGGACUACCAGGUCAGAAACCUUGUUUGGAGGGUACUAAAAACUCUGAUACCGUUUUCUCCCUGAGAUCUUGGUAAAAUGUUCCAAAAGGUGGAAACGUCGAAGAAAAAUCAGCAGAACUUCUGCAAACUGCCCAAUGAAAAAGUAAUUAUAACCAUAAACGAUCAUAUAGUUUUCGAGAUAUAUUGUACAAGAGCCAAUGAACUUAAAUGCUAAUCCUACCCACAACCGUUAACAUCCGAUAUUUUUACCCGGCCUUUUCUGACAUUAUGAAUAUACAAAUGAAAUAAAAAUGAAUCUGGAAUAGCCCUGAAAUCAUAAAGUACAGCACUAAAUUAACCAAAUCACCGAACGAACUAAUCUUAAACCUUUUAAAUUAAUUGAAGUUAUAAAUUGACAGGCAUUCGGAAUUAUCCACUCGUUUUUCACUGCAGGUCGUGAUGGGCGAGAUGGCAGACAAGGCCUCCCUGGAGCACAAGGGCCUCCUGGUCCAAAAGGUUUCAUUGACUCCCGUUUGUUAUUCCGAAAGGGGCUCGUAGCACCCAUUUCAAUUCAACGGUAUGUUAUUUUUUAGUCCGGUAUAACAAAGUUAAUUUACUGGCAAAUGUAUAUUCUGUAGGAGAUAAUGGUCCUUAUGGAAAACUUGGGAGGCAAGGAGAUCUGGGACCUAAAGGACAAAAGGGACAAGAAGGGCAGGGGAGGUCUGGAGUCAGUUACGUGCGCUGGGGCCGGACAAGCUGUGAGGGAGAUGCUCAGAUUGUGUAUUCGGGUAAGUCGCAGUUAAUAAAAAUUAUUCAGUAUUUUUUCUAUUAGAGCUAAACAAGAUAAUAUAAACAGGUAUUGGUAAAAUAUACACUCCGUUUUUUGAGUCGACUAUUAGAUGUGUUGUUUUAAAUUUGUUACCUUCUAAUUUCCUUGUUCUGAUGUUGUCCGCAAUCAUUAUGCGGUUCCGCUCCAAUUGAAGCUCUCGCGUUUCAUUUCAUCUCUUUCCCAGGCUUCGUAGGGAGUGGUCACCAUAGUCACACAGGAGGAGGAGUAAAUCAUAUAUGCCUGCCAAACCAACCAAAAUAUGGAAAGUUCACCGAUCAUUUUGAAAGGACGGGGGCCAUCUAUGGCACUGAGUAUAAAAUGAGCUCAUUUAAUCCUUUCAAAAGAAAUGUGCAUAAUCACGACGUCCCCUGUGCUGUGUGCUACAUCGGUUCAAGAGGUACACAAGUCAUGAUGCCCGCAAGGGAUGACUGCCCUAAUGGCUGGCACGAAGAGUAUCAUGGUUACCUUAUGACAGCACAUUGGGACCACCAAAAUCCCAGUAAUUUCGUAUGUGUUGAUUCGGAUCCAGAGUCGGUACCAGGAAGUUUUGGCAGUCAUGAUGGUGCAUUGUUGUAUCUGGUGCAAGGUAAUUGUGGGUUUUUCUCAUCGUGUCCGCCUUAUUACCAAGGGCGAGAGCUCACAUGCGCAGUCUGCUCAAAAUAA
Messenger RNA from Pocillopora meandrina, 15168 nucleotides. Lineage: Eukaryota; Metazoa; Cnidaria; Anthozoa; Scleractinia; Pocilloporidae. The record is from the annotation of a GenBank genome assembly.